AUGACGGUUGCUGGUGCAGAGAAAGGAGCAACCGUGGCAGUGUGUACCUAUUCUUUUCUGCUCCUAACAGUGGCCAUCAAGAAAAGGUCCAGAGUUCCCGGGGUUAUGAUCACUCAGUGUGUUGAGGAACUCCCUGCAGGAAAGUCAACACCUGACUUUGCCCGGAAACCGAUGCCUGUGACUACUCAAGAGGGUAAAAAAGUAUUUUUCAAAGCCAUGGUUAGUGGAGAGCCGGCGCCAGCUGUGACAUGGGGACGUAAGAAAGGCGAGGUCGAUGACCCAGAAAAAUACAUGGCCAGAUACGAUGAGAGAGCUCAAGAGCACAUCCUAGAGAUACUCUGUGUAAAACCAGAUCAAGCUGACGCCUACAAGUGCUUUGCCACCAAUGAGUACGGAAUGGCCGUCUGCACUGCGACUCUCAAUGUUAUUGAAGUUGGUUUAAAGAAGAAAGCCAAAGACGCAAAUGGACAAGCAUCUCAAGAUUUCAGGAAAAUGCUAAAGAAAACUGUCGUCGUCAGAAAAAAACAACUACCGCCGAAAAAAGAUGGCGAAAUUGAUCCGAAGCUCAUGGAACUGCUCAUCUGUGCUCCGAAGAAAGACUACGAAAAAAUCUGUUGCGACUUUGGCGUUACCGACUUUCGCUGGUUGCUCAAGAGACUCAACCAGCUGAAAAAGGAGACGCAAGAUGAGCAGGCAAAGGUUGUAGAGCAACUGGACAAUGUGAAGCAAAUAGAAGUGCAACCAAAUGGGAGAGCCGAGUUCAGCCUCGACAUGAAACUACAUGAUCCCAACAGUGCAAUUAACUUAUACAAGGAUGGGACAAUGCUUCCAUAUGGGGACGAUGACAACUCAAAGCACAGCCUUAAGAAAACAGGGACAAAAUAUCUGUUCAGCAUCAAAGAUGCUGAGCCAGAAGAUGCUGGUUUUUACCAGGUCGAUGUUGAAGAUACAAAUGUCCUUACAACUGACUUUCAAGUGCCUGCUGUGGAGUUCAUAGCCAAGAUCAAGGACGUGAAGGCCUUUGAGAGUGAGGACGCCAUCUUCCAGUGCGUCUUGUCAACACCCCUCAACAGAAUCACCUGGUCAAAACUAGAUUCAUCACUUGAACAUGGGGACAAAUAUGACAUCACCGUCUCAGACGACAAGCUAAUUCACACGUUGAGGGUCAAAGACUGUAAAAUAGGAGAUAAUGGAGAGUAUUAUGCUAUUGCUGGCAUAACGUCCAGCUGUGCCUCUCUUAAAGUGGAAGAGGACCUGGCUAAACUUGCAUUGGAGCAGCAGGCCAAGCUACAAAAACAGAAAGACGACUUAGAGGCAGCCCGACGAGCGCAGGCUGAAAAGGAGGGCGAAGAGGAUGAAAAUAAAGGGAACGAUGCAGAUGAUAAGAAAACGAAGCGAGUACGAGCCGGCCCGUUGGUUCCUGACACCGUUAGAGAUCGCGGCGUCCAGUUCGUCUGUGGACUCUCAGACACAGUUGCUAAUGUGGGUCAACGGGCAGAGCUGUCUUGCAAACUAAGCAGUGACACCUCUGAGGGACGUUGGUAUAAAAAUGAGACGUUGCUAACCAGUGAGGAUGGGGUAACAAUUAUCAAAGAUGGAGCCUGUCACAGGUUGGUAAUUGAUUGCUGUAAAGAAGAUGAUGCAGCAGUGUACUGCUUUGAAGCCGAAGGCCGUAAAUCAGAAGCAGCGCUUAAUAUUCAAGAUCCACCAAUAAUCGAUGAUGACGCGCUAGGAAAAUUCACAAAGCCAGUCAUUAUAAAGGCAGGUGAAAAUGCAGAGUGGAAGCUGCCAUUCUCAGGUGGGGCUCCGAUGACUAUACAGUGGUUUAAGGAUGACGAUGAGCUUUUGCCCGCUCUCAAUGUGAAGAUUGAAACAUCCGCCGCUGAGAGCAAACUACGCCUUGUUAAGUGUCAAAGGAACGAUGGUGGCGAGAUCAAAAUAAGAAUAAAAAAUGAAUUCGGUACAACGGAAGUUAUUUCCAAACUUAUCGUACUGGACAAACCCACACCACCACAGGGGCCGGUGGACAUUAUGGAAAGUGCUGUAACAUCUGUGGAGUUUAAAUGGAAGCCACCAAAAGACAGUGGCGGAUGCCCGGUCACAAACUAUGUCCUAGAACGCCAACAAGUCGGGCGCAAUAAAUGGUCAGAUCUCGGUGAGAUCCCCGGCAGCAACCCAAGUUAUAAAGACUCAGACGUGAACCCUGGGAGGAAAUACUGCUACCGGAUCAGAGCCAAGAACGCAGAAGGCAUCAGUGAUUACCUGCAGACAGAGGACAUCGCAGCUGGUGUAUUACGUUAUCCCGGAUCCCCAACAGCACUAAAAGUGGUCAGUGCCUUUAAAGAUUGCAUCAAUCUGGCAUGGUGUCCUCCAUGUGACACUGGAGGAACCAAAAUAGUGGGAUACAACUUGGAAAAGAACAAGAAGGGCACAAAUUACUGGAGCCUUGUAAAUCAAGGAGGGCCUAUUACAGAUACAAAGUAUGCAGUGAAAGAUGUUUUUGAAGGGGCGGCAUAUGAAUUUAGGGUGUCUGCUAUCAACCUAUCUGGUGCUGGAGAUCCUAGUAUUCCAUGUGACACGGUGAUCGCAAGAGAUCCAAUGAAACCUCCAGGGAAAGUCACAGAUCUGAAGUUAACAUCCUCCAAUUACACCACAUUUUCACUGGCUUGGACUAAACCUAAAGACAUGAAAGGGGUGGAGGAUGAAGCCCAAGGCUACUAUGUGGAGAUCAGACCAAUAGAAAACCUUGAAUGGACUCGUUGUAAUGCCAUCCCAAUUACUCUAACUUCCUACACCGUGCAUGGCUUGAAGGCAAUGGCCAGCUACUGGGUGAGGGUAAUUGCCACCAAUUAUGGAGGCAAUGGAGAACCUCACGGCUUCGACAGUUACGUCAUUGCUAUGCCUCCUCCUGUAAGGCCAAAGUUUAAAGAUCGCAACAUGAAGACCUUUAUGGUGGUACGAUCUGGAAAUACUGUCCGUCUGAACAUCAACUUUGAGGCCUCCCCCUUGCCACAAAUCGUGUGGCAAAAAGAUGGUACUCCAGUGUCCAAACAUGUGACUAUUACCAGCUCUGAUAAAGGCUCUCAAAUGUUAAUCCCCACAUCUGAGCGGUCCGACAGCGGCAUCUACACCCUUAUUGUCAAGAACAUUGUCGGCCAGGAGAGCGUCAAUGUUGAAAUCAGAGUCACGGAUGAUCCCAAGCCUCCAGGUCCAGUGGAGCUGGAUCAGAACAUCCCAGGAACAGUGACUCUGUCCUGGACCUCCUCUCCAGAUGAGAAGAGGGAUGACAGACUACAUUACAUGGUAUCCAUGCGUGACUCCUUCAAACGCACUUGGAGGACAGUGGCUGACAACCUCUUCAACAAUAAGUUCACGGUUAUCAAUAUUAUGUCUGGACGGGAGUAUUACUUCAGGGUUUUUGCUAAAAAUGACAUGGGUCUUUCACCACCUUCCGAAUCCCCCGUGUUUGGAACCAUAAGUCAAAAAGGAAAGUUCAAAGUAAACAUGCCGGAGAGAAAACCCCUCGACUUGCAGUCGCCGCCAUCUUUUAUCGUUCCCCUGAAGACGCGCACGGCUCCACAGGGUUACGAGAGCUACAUGAGCUGCGCGGUUAGGGGGGAUCCAGCUCCACGAGUGACGUGGUACCACAACAACAUCAGCCUGAACACAAACACCAACUACCACGUCACCAACGUGUGUGGAGUCUGCUCCUUGCUCAUACUGACGGUGGGACCCAGGGACAACGGGGAGUACAAAGUGGUCAUCGAGAACAAACUGGGGACGGCCGAGUCCUCAAUGACACUGGCUGUCAGAGGUAUUAACACUUGUAUGAGGUUUACAGGGUUUUUCGUCUGGACACUGAGGAAUGGUUCGAGUGAGCAGUAA
Messenger RNA from Cyclopterus lumpus (lumpfish), 3885 nucleotides. Its product is annotated as immunoglobulin-like and fibronectin type III domain-containing protein 1. The transcript has 22 exons. NCBI's taxonomy places the organism in Eukaryota, Metazoa, Chordata, Actinopteri, Perciformes, Cyclopteridae. The record is from RefSeq and is a predicted model, not a curated record. Gene Ontology annotation, molecular function: protein binding. The coding region runs from base 1 to 3885 and encodes 1294 amino acids.